ACCGUAACCCAAAUAUACUCGCCACUUUUCCACUCUCAAUCCAAAAACCAAAUGAAGAGGUUGAUAUGGCUCUUUCAUUUUCUCUUCUUUUUCUUCCAGUGUCAAUCUGCUUCUUCAUCCCCUCUCUCUUCAUCUCCUUCGUCGAAUCAUUCGUGUUCUCUCAAUGAGAGAACUUCACUGCUGCAAUUUAAGCAAAUGUUUACCAUAGACAGUUAUGCUUCUUUCCGGCAGUGUGAUGAACUUGGUUCUUCUUCGCACCCGAAGACAGUGUCUUGGAACGAGACUACUGAUAGCGAUUGUUGCUCAUGGGACGGGGUAACGUGCAAUGUGUCCACUGGUCAUGUGAUUGGGCUCGACCUUAGUUGUAGCAAACUCUAUGGCACCAUCCAUCCGAAUACCACUCUUUACCAACUCCCACACCUCCAGCAACUCAAUCUCGCCUUCAAUCAUUUCAACUUCUCCCCUUUUCCACCCUCGUUUAGCCGAUUCACGAGCUUAUCCCAUCUCAACCUAUCCUCUUCCUUUCUCUCAGGCUCAAUCCCAUCGGAAAUCACCCACCUAUUCAAACUCGUUUCACUCGAUCUCUCUUCUUCCAUGGGUGUUAUGUCCAAGACUGGUAUACUAAGACUCGAACCCCACAAUUUCAAAACCUUGCUCAUGAACCUGACCCAACUAGAAAACCUGAAGCUUACCCUAGUAAACAUAUCUUCGGGUCUACCUGAUUCCCUUAUGAAUUUGUCUUCUUUAGCGACUCUCGACCUUAAGAAGACCGGACUCAGUGGAAAACUACCCGAUUCAAUAGGCUAUCUUGGGUUUUUAAAUUACUUGGAUCUCUCUGUCAACGAACUCUCUGGGCCUCUUCCCGAGUCACUUGGAAACCUCACGUGGAUUACUGUAUUACGUUUAUCAGAAAACAAUUUGAACGGUCAGGUACCGUCUACUCUCUCAAAUCUUGAGCAACUUUCUGAUUUCCACAUUGAGUAUAAUAAUCUCAAUGGUACAAUUCCUGAGUUCUUUUCUAAGUUUACAAAGUUGGAGUAUUUAAGACUCGACCGUAAUAAUUUCAAGGGCCCAUUUCCACGUUGGGUGGCCAACCUAACACAACUUGUUUGUUUAGACAUUUCGUCUAAUCCACUUACCGCGGGGCCUAUUCCUAACUUAAGUGGACUUCCAAACCUCCAAUGGUUCGGCUUAUCCAAUAGCAAUCGCAAUGGAACACUACCAUCGUGGUUGUUUGGUAUUCCCUCGUUGCAAACGUUAGACCUUGGAUAUAACCAGUUGACUGGACAAAUUCAUGAGUUCCGACAUGAUUCACAGUUGUGGAACAUUGACUUGAGAAACAAUAAACUCAAUGGUCCCAUUCCACAGUCAAUCUCAGGUCUUGUGAACUUGCGUUACCUCUUCCUUUCAUCAAAUAAUCUCAGUGGUAUCAUCGAGCUACAGAUAUUCUCAAACCUUGAAGUGCUUGAUCUUUCGAAGAGUAAUACCUUAGUGAGCAUUGGUAGUAAAGCCAACACUACCUGGCCCAAUCUUCGUUUCUUGGGUUUGUCCUAUUGCAAUAUAACCGAGUUCCCAGAAUUCUUAAAAAGCGCAGAGAAGCUCCAAUCACUAGAUCUAUCCCACAACAUUCUUCGUGGUCAAGUCCCGUCUACUCUCUCAAAUCUUGAGCAACUCACUGAUUUCCGCGUUGAGCAUAACAAUCUCAAUGGUACAAUUCCUGAGUUCUUUUCUAAGUUUACAAAGUUGGAGUAUUUAAGACUUGACCGUAAUAAUUUCAACGGCCCAUUUCCACGUUGGGUGGCCAACCUAACACAACUUGUUUGUUUAGACAUUUCGUCUAAUCCACUUAACGCGGGGCCUAUUCCUAACUUAAGUGGACUUCCAAACCUCCAAUGGUUCGGCUUAUCCAAUAGCAAUCGCAAUGGAACACUACCAUCAUGGUUGUUUGGUAUUCCCUCGUUGCAAACGUUAGACCUUGGAUAUAACCAGUUGACUGGACAAAUUCAUGAGUUCCGACAUGAUUCACAGUUGUGGAUCAUUGACUUGAAAAACAAUAAACUCAAUGGUCCCAUUCCACAGUCAAUCUCAAGUCUUGUGAACUUGCGUUACCUCCUCCUUUCAUCAAAUAAUCUGAGUGUUGUCAUCGAGCUACGGAUAUUCUCAAACCUUGAAGUGCUUGAUCUUUCAAAGAGUAAUACCUUAGUGAGCAUUGGUAGUAAAGCCAACACUACCUGGCCCAAUCUUCGUGUCUUGGGUUUGUCCUCUUGUAACAUAACUGAGUUCCCGGAAUUCUUAAAAAGCGCAGAGAAGCUCCAAUCACUAGAUCUAUCCAACAACAAAAUUCGUGGACCCCUCCUAGUUCCAUCAUCAUCAUUAAUCCGCUUCCUAAUCUCACACAAUAAACUAACCGGAGAAUUCCCUUCAUCAAUUUGCAAUAUGAGUUUCCUCGAGAUUCUUGUUUUGUCGAAUAACAACUUAAAUGGUGUUAUUCCACACUGUUUGGGAAAUGUCAUCAAUAAUCUCAAGGUGUUAGAUCUCCGAACGAAUGACUUCCAUGGGGCUAUCCCUACAACAUUUGCAAAUAGAAGUAUGUUGAGGAGUCUUAAUUUAAAUGGAAAUCGUUUCCAAGGACCAGUGCCUCGAUCUUUGGCCAAUUGUAAAAGCAUGGAAGUACUAGAUCUCGGGAACAACAAUCUAAAUGGUGAAUUCCCUCAUUGGCUGGAGUCACUUCCAGAAUUGCAAGUUCUUGUAUUGAAAUCCAACAAAUUUCAUGGUCCUAUAGGCACUUCACGAACUGAAACUCCUUUCCCUAAGCUUCGAAUUAUUGACCUUUCUCACAAUAACUUCACUGGGCUUCUACCGGAACCAUAUUUCCUCAAUUUCAAAGCUUUGAUGAAUGUGGAUAAAUCAAAAAGUUCGUCGCUAUACAUGGGAGAUACGGUCUAUCGAGAUACUAUGGAGUUGGUCUUGAAGGGGGUCGUAAUCGAACUGAAAUAUAUCCUCACCACCUUCACAACAAUCGACUUGUCGAACAACCAUUUCCGAGGAGAGAUUCCAAAUAAUGUUGGAAAGCUACAAGGACUUCGGCUACUGAAUUUAUCUCAGAAUAGCCUUUCCGGUCAUCUUCCAUCAUUGUUACAAAAUAUGACAAUGUUGGAAUCGCUAGACCUCUCUUCCAACCAAAUAACUGGGGAGAUUCCGGGGGAACUCAAAAGUUUGACAUUUCUUGCAGUUUUAAACCUUUCAAAGAACCAUCUAGUUGGUCCCAUACCUCAUGGAAACCAAUUUGAUACAUUUCAGAAUGAUUCUUACAUUGGAAAUUCGGGAUUAUGCGGAUUACCACUGUCAAAAAAAUGUGGAGAUAGUGAGGCACAACCACAGCCACCACAACCUUGGGAUGUUGAUGAUGAUGAUGAUGCGAGUGGAUUUACUUGGAGGAUCGUGCUGAUGGGGUACGGAUGCGGAUUGGUAAUAGGAGUGACCAUGGGAUUUGUUAUGUUCUUGACUGGAAGACCUAGAUGGUUUACGAGAAUAGUCAUUGGAGGAGAACCACGCCGGAAGGUGGUAAGAAUAAGCCAGAUUGGUUGGAGAAGUCAGCGAAGUUAG
Molecule: messenger RNA, 3606 nt
Organism: Rhododendron vialii
Lineage: Eukaryota; Viridiplantae; Streptophyta; Magnoliopsida; Ericales; Ericaceae
Product: receptor-like protein 9DC3
Exons: 2
Coding region: 52-3606 (1184 amino acids)
Molecular function (GO): protein binding
Source: RefSeq, a predicted model, not a curated record